Messenger RNA from Pistacia vera, 1301 nucleotides. Its product is annotated as beta carbonic anhydrase 5, chloroplastic-like. Bases 201 to 1115 code for a protein of 304 amino acids. Lineage: Eukaryota; Viridiplantae; Streptophyta; Magnoliopsida; Sapindales; Anacardiaceae. The transcript has 9 exons. Gene Ontology annotation, molecular function: zinc ion binding; carbonate dehydratase activity. The record is from RefSeq and is a predicted model, not a curated record. Gene Ontology annotation, biological process: carbon utilization.
AGCCAGUCAAUGUUGCUGAGUUGGCCACUCAGAAGUCAGAACCCGAUUCACUUUGUUUUCUCCGUCUUUCUUGGAGACAGGCCAAGUGUUCUUGAUCCAACCAACUCACACCCAACUUUUAAUCUCUUUCUCUUCUCAUUUCACAAUGAUUAAGCAUUUCAUCAAACACUCUCUCUCUCUUAAGAUCUCUCCCAUCUCCCAUGGCAAUUCUUGCUCCAACUUCUCUUUCUAAGCACCCUUUAUCGUCCUCUUCAACUCUUUCCCAAUUGACAACGCCUACGAUCUUUGGCUCCAAGCUGAAACUUAGAGAAACUGAGCAGACCCGUUUCAGCUUGUCCACUUCUUUCAAGAGCAAUCCAGGUUUUCGAUUGAUGGCCUCAAAGGAGCCUGUGGGAAUGACUACUAAACUUGGAAGUGACAAAAUAGAGACCGAAGUGGGAGUUGAAAAUGGAUGUGGUUUGUUUGAUGAAAUGAAACAUCGGUUUCUAAGUUUCAAAAAGCAGAAAUUCAUGGAAAACUUAGAACAUUACCAAAAUCUUUCAAAUGGUCAAGCACCAAAGUUUAUGGUGAUUGCUUGUGCAGACUCCAGGGUUUGCCCCUCAAACAUCUUGGGAUUUCAACCAGGAGAAGCAUUUAUUGUCCGCAAUGUUGCAAAUAUGGUUCCCCCAUGUGAGAGUGGACCCUCAGAAACAAAUGCUGCAUUGGAAUUUGCUGUAAAUUCUCUUCAAGUUGAAAACAUUCUAGUCAUUGGCCACAGUCGCUGUGGAGGCAUUCGUGCCCUUAUGAGCAUGGAAGCUGAAGCAGAUUCAAGCUUUAUUCAAAAUUGGGUUGUUGUGGGGAAGAAUGCAAGGUUAAACACAAAGUCUGCUGCUCAUAACCUGAGCUUUGAACAUCAGUGUCGACAUUGUGAGAAGGAAUCUGUAAAUUGUUCAUUGUUAAACCUGCUAACUUAUCCAUGGAUUGAAGAAAAAGUGAAGAAAGGCACACUCUCUCUUCAUGGUGGCUACUAUGACUUCAUUGACUGUACAUUAGAGAAAUGGACACUGGAUUACGAAAGAAGCAAUUUAAAGGAAAGUGAUAAAUUUGCAGUCAGAAACCAAUCAUUUUGGUGCUGAACUUUACUUCAGUAAUCUCUAUAUGAUUUUAUUUUAUUUUCUUUCUUAAAUUCUGUUGUAUGCACUUUAUUUGUAAAUGUCCAGACAAUUGAGAAAUAAUGUUAUUCUCUGGAAUUUUAGGGAAUAACUAUCCUGUUGUAUGUGAGUUGAAAAAAUUGUUGUCUUAAUGUUAUUCUUUGCUCAUAA